AUGUCAGGACAUUCUCACAACACUCACAGAAGCACGCCCAACAAGGGCCGUGGUGCAGUUCCGUUUGCCAACAGUCCCAGCGGCGGCGGCGGUAGUUCUAAUAUUCCUCGUCCUGUCCUUGAGCCCACACCGCCUACCGAGACUGGAUCUACUUUCAGCGCGAGUCGCCAGAAGCAGAGCAAACGUGAUGAGGCUAUCCGAAAGAAGCUCGAAAAUGACCUCUCCAAGAAGAAGCACCUCACAAGUCGAGCUCGCCACUCUCGCAAAGCUCCCCCCGGCACUGUCCUUGCUCUGAAGCCCAGCCAGGCCCUCCAGAUCAAGCCUGGCACUACUGUUUCUGAGGCAGCCCAGUUGAUGGCAGCAAAGCGAGAGGAUUGUGUCCUAGUUACCGACGAUGACGACCGAAUUGCUGGUAUUUUCACCGCCAAGGAUCUUGCGUUCCGUGUUGUAGGAGCUGGAGCCAAGGCCUCCGCUGUCACUAUCGCCGAAAUCAUGACCAAGAACCCUCUUUGCGCUCGAACCGACACCAGCGCCACCGAUGCCUUGGAUCUCAUGGUUCGAAAGGGUUUCCGCCACUUACCAGUUAUGGACGAGAACCAGGAUAUUUCUGGUGUGCUAGAUAUUACCAAGUGUUUUUACGAUGCCAUGGAAAAGCUCGAGCGUGCCUACUCUUCUUCUCGAAAGCUCUACGAUGCUCUUGAGGGUGUUCAGUCUGAGUUGGGCUCUACACAGCCUCAGCAGAUCAUCCAGUACGUCGAAGCUCUGCGCAGCAAGAUGUCCGGACCUACUUUGGAAACUGUGCUCAACGGUGUUCCCCCCACCACCGUUAGUGUGCGAACCUCGGUUAAAGAGGCUGCUCAGCUCAUGAAGGAGAACCGCACAACUGCUGUCCUGGUUCAGGAUCAAGGUGCUAUUACGGGUAUUUUCACCAGCAAGGAUGUCGUUCUUCGAGUCAUUGCCCCUGGCCUAGACCCCGCCAACUGCAGUGUCGUGCGUGUCAUGACCCCUCACCCCGACUUUGCGCCCAUGGACAUGACCCUCCAGGCCGCCCUUCGCAAGAUGCAUGAUGGCCACUACCUUAACCUGCCUGUUAUGAAUGAUGGCGGCGAGAUCGUUGGUAUGGUUGAUGUUCUCAAACUCACAUAUGCCACUCUCGACCAGAUCAACGCCAUGUCCAACAACAACGACGAAGGUCCUGCCUGGAACAAGUUCUGGCUUUCCCUCGACGCCGAGACCGAGUCCAUGAUGUCAGGAGAGGGCAGCCAAGCUCAACACACCAACCUUGGUUCUCGUCUUACAUCCCCCGAUAUGGUCCGUGACCGUCUCAACGACACUGUCGCCCCAGGCGAUUCGGCCUCUCAUGUUGGCAUGGAAUCGCCUCCCCGCUCCAUUCUCCCUGAUGUUCUUGAGCAUCAACUCCCUGAAGAACUCCCCUUCCCCUUCAAGUUCAAAGCUCCCUCCGGUCGAGUACACCGUAUGAAGAUCGUCGCUACAGACGGCAUCGAAGCCUUUGUUGAAGCCAUCGCCUCUAAACUUGGUGCUGAGGCAGACAACAUUGGUGGAGUGCCUCAUGUGGAAGACGGAAAGAUUGUCGGUGCUGGUUUUGCCCUGAGCUUCUUGGACGAUGAGGGAGAUUCCAUCUCAAUCACCGCCGAUCAUGAUUUGCUCGAGGCUGUCAUCCUUGCUCGCCAAGCGCAUCACGACAAGGUUGAUCUCUUCGUGCACGAUCCCGAGAAGCCUCCCGUCUCUGCAGCCGACCCAAGACAUCCUACUACACCCUCCGUUUCCACCGGGGCUGGUCUCCGUGAGCGCCGUAAGUGGUGGCCCGAGGAGGAGGAGGAAGAGGACGACGAUGAUUCUGAGGAUGAGCAUCCCGCACGGAGACGUAAGAGCCGUGCGACGCAUACACAUGCACAUGCACAUGAGGAGCAAAUUAUCGCCGGUGUGCCCAAUGAACUGAUACUCCCUGGCGCGAUUGUAACAUUGGCGGUUGCUAUCGUAGGUGUCUUUACCAUUGCAAGGCUUACCAGCCGGUAA
Fusarium poae is the source of this 2037-nucleotide messenger RNA. RefSeq lists its product as uncharacterized. Gene Ontology annotation, molecular function: protein binding. The record is from RefSeq and is a predicted model, not a curated record. Lineage: Eukaryota; Fungi; Ascomycota; Sordariomycetes; Hypocreales; Nectriaceae. The coding region runs from base 1 to 2037 and encodes 678 amino acids. The transcript has 3 exons.